This is a messenger RNA of Mesorhabditis belari, 291 nucleotides long. Lineage: Eukaryota; Metazoa; Nematoda; Chromadorea; Rhabditida; Rhabditidae. The record is from the annotation of a GenBank genome assembly.
AUGGGGGUAAUGGUGCGCGCGGAGGAGCGCAUGCAAAAGUGGUGCACCCGGGCGGGGGGUACAGCCGGUAGCGCACGAGACGGCUGCACAGCGAGCGGAGAGAUUGAGGCUGGUGAAGAGGCAACGGGGCACAGCCGAGUGCCGGACAAGGCACUCUCAGGAGAGGCCGACGAAAUCGAAGGAGAUAGCGAGAAAACGGGUGGAGACGCAGGGAAACCGCGCACGCGACGCGAACGCUCAAGAGGGGUAUGUACAGGUCCCGGCGGGAUUUGUUUUGAUCAACAGAUACGG